Porites lobata is the source of this 3980-nucleotide messenger RNA. Lineage: Eukaryota; Metazoa; Cnidaria; Anthozoa; Scleractinia; Poritidae. The record is from the annotation of a GenBank genome assembly.
AUGUUUUACCGUUUUUUAAAUGGACGAAUUGGGCUUCGUUUGCGAGUUGCAGUCGUAGCAGGGCUCCGCAAAAGAAUUUUGCUUAACCAAAUUCCGCAAAGAUACAACAGAGGCUGUUUAUAUUCUACUUCAGCUGAACCUGCAAGGCAAACAGAAACAACCGAAGACGAAGAUGAACCGAAAUCGUGGAGAGAGAACCCACAUUUGAAGUAUUGGAUUCUUGGUACUCUUGGUAUAUCUGGGACAAUUUAUUACUACGUUCGCAAGAAUCACGAAACGAAACGAGUGAUAGUCAAGUCUUUCCCCCCUGUCCCUACUCACUAUGCACAUCCACGUGAAAGAGAGCUAUCAGAUCUUUUAUCUCUCCAUAAUCAACUCAAAAAAGGCGGAACACCGACUGUUUUACAUAUUGUUGGCAGCCCAGGCUCUGGUAAAACCCAGCUAGCUCGGUUAUUUGCAGAGAAACUUUUCAAAGAUGAAGAGAAGAGCUUUCACUUUCUUCCAGGAAACCUUUUGUAUGGAACAGUUAAUUCUUCGUCUCUAGAUAGCUUUCUUUUUGACAUUAAAAGAUUUGCAAUUUCUGUUGGCUGCCUUGAGAGUGACUGGGCUUCAAAAGCAGGAGAAGGGGUGCAGUUCAAUAGUUUAUCCAAAAUUAAGCAGUUAGAUUGCUUUGUAGAAGCAGUAAGAGAAAAACUUCACAAUAGCCAAGCAUGGAUCCUCAUUUUGGAGAAUUUAAAGGACACUGAUAUUUUGAAUCAAUGGUUUUCUAGUGAUUCAAGAAAAAGUUGGGGAAAGGGAACUAUCCUUGUUACUAGGGAAAUGAAUGCCGCAAGAGAUUCCUUGGUUAACAAUACCUGCAGUACUGAUGAAGGGUAAGUAAAAAGACUAUGGUACUAGUAAUAAUAUCCUUCCACAAGACACAACCUUACAGAACUGUAUCACCCUUAGUGAUGUCAGUAUAUUGAUAUUAUGGGAGAAGGCUAAGUAUAACACUCUCUGAGAUCUGCAUAAUUCUUCAGAUUAUACAAAAGCCAAAUCCAAUAAUAUCUAUUAUUCAUUCAAAAUCAUUCUUACUGUAAAAACAAGCUAAAACAUGCUUACUUCGAUCUAUGUUAAGUGUCCAUCAUCAUUUGCAUGUUUCUCGGCAAGUUCAGGUCAUAAAAGGAUGUUUAGUUUAGCCCAUACUUUUCAAAUAGCAUGCUUCAUCUGUCAUGUCAUCUGGUACCGUUUAAAGGCAAUGGGAUGUGCAAAUUUCAUAUCUUCUUAGAAUAAUACCAACAAGUUACUGUUUAUGUCAACUUGUUAGAUUACAUUCUAUUCAAACCUCACAGUUUUUUUUAAAUUUUGGUUUCUUUUAGAAUGGGUGCUGAUGAUGGAGUGAUACUUCUAUCUAAGUUAAGUGGGUUUGAUGAAGAGAAAAUGACAGCGGGAACAGAUGUUGUUAAACUACUGAAUGGUAACCCUCUAGCUCUUACAAGUGCUGGCCAUUACAUGCAAUCAAAAGCUGCUAGAAACCCUGAUUAUUCCUGUGCAGACUUUCUAAACGAGGUACAACACAAUUUGCAGAAGUUUGGAAGUGCAAAGUCUAAUUCGGAGUUGGACGUCUUGCAUGUAGUCAUUGCCAUGGAAACCAAAAAUCUUGUCCAAGAAAAUCCCCAUCUUCUCCACACUUUUGACUUUCUUGGCACAUGCAACCCUGAUUGGCCAGUUCCAUUGACACUAAUUGCACUGCAUUUAAGGACACCUGAUUUUAGCCUUCCUCCAGUGACUGGAAGUGGACCUGUACUGCCAAGCCAACAGCAGUCCAGCGAUGCUGAAAAGGAAGACAGUACAGGAGAAGCAGAAGAGAUGUUUUUGUCCAUCAAGAGGCUUGCUAAGAAUUUAGAGUCCUUUAUGACUGCAGUGAAAAAUAAUAUAGAGGCUAUCAAGGCAAUGCUCAAUCCUGAGCUUCCAGAUAUGCCUCAGAUGUCUGAUGGGGUGGUCGAGAUGUUAAAGGCAUGUCCAUUGGUGUCUGUGGUGAAAAUAGAAAACAUGGGUAAGGUUAAGAAUACCCAUUUAAAAAAAUAUGUUAGUGUAAAUUCCAUAUAGACUGGAGGAUAGCUUUUUUGUAUUGCUUCUGGUUGCUGGAAAACGUCUUGCAUAAGGGAUAACAGUGUACUAUAUUGGCAAACCUUUUCAUGCCACUUUUCUUUUGGGUGCUUAUGUUUUCAGUUUCUCAAAGAAAAACUAUGGACCAUAUAAAUCACUUUAGGUUUAGGGUAACAUUCACAAGACUAUAUUGUGACUAUGCAAGAUUCUCAGACUCCCUAAACAGAUAAGGCCUCUUGGCGAGUACCUGUUCAUUUGAGACUUGGACGCACCGGUCAGCUAUUAGCCAUUUUUUCCCUGUCCUGAGGAACAGUUCCAGAAAUCUCUGUUUAAGUUAACUUCGCCUGAGUAUUUUCCCUCUUUUCUUCUAAAGUAGAGAAUUAGCCAUCAAUUUCUCAUUUGAAGGUAAAAGUACUGUGGAAUACAGAUGCAGAUGCAAUCAAAGCCAAGAGGAAUAAGUGACAUAAAGAUAAAAGAAAAGUAAUAUUGCCAUAAUUUUGAAAUAAGGUAUAUUUGCCUUCACGUAGCAUGGGGCGGGGAGCACUGCGUGACUCUGGCCCAGAGCAGCUGCUAAGGAGACUAGUCUCAGCCCUCAGACUAUUCGUUAAGUUUCUAAACAGUGACUUUGUUGGUAUUUUCUAGGUGUGGAGACAGUGGUCAUUAGUCCUCUGGUGCAUUCAGUCUUUCAGCAACUCUUCUUGUCCAGGACAAUGUACCUUCUUGAAGCUAAAUACCUGAAACAAGCAGAAGACAAGCAUAACUCAAGCUCGUGGUUUCGCCGCUUGUGGAGUUUUGACGCCCAGAGGACCCUCCAAGAAUACCGCAAUUCCCUCGGAGAAGUGUCACGCAAUCUGCCUGUCACCCAACCAGACGUCGCCCCUGAUCAAGCAGCCCUCUCACCCUUCUCAGGGCCAGAUGUCAGCCAGUUGCUGGCAGAUAAUGAGGUGGAAGAAAAAGAAGAAUUCAGAAAAAUUAAGCCUCAAGACGCAGUUCGGCACUGUCAACAACACACAGUGCGUAUUCUGAAAACAGUCAAUGGCGUAGCUUCUGUAUGUGGGCAGGACAAUCAAACACGCACACUCGCCCGACUCCUCAGGCCUCAUCUUGAUCACAUCUUAGCCGCUGGAACAUCGAAGAGCCUGGGUCCUAGGAGUCGCGCCCAUACAAUUUCGGCUGUAGCAUCGAUAGACGCUUCUUUCGGAAAUCUGGAGUCCAGUCGAGGAUUACUGGAAGAGGUGCUGAGAAUUGAAACAGAGCUGUACGGUGAAUCGAGUCUGGAGGUGGCGUCCACUAUGACGCGCUUAGCUGACAUUUACAGCUCAUUAGACGAUCUAGCGAGGUGUCGAGAGCUUCUAGAAAGGGCACUUCACAUUUACGAAGCUCAACGAAAGAAAUUUGGUGAAUACAAACAGCCGCUUGAUUAUGCCCGCACUCUUUCUGCCUUGGGUGCUACAUACGGGAACUUAGGCUUUAAGGAGAGAAGUCGCGACUACAUUGAACGAGCCUUCUCGUUUAUGCAGUCAGCGGCACCUACCAACCCAGAUGAAGUAGAAACCCGCAGAUUCACGAGCGAUGUCGCCAGCACGCUCACUGAUCUAGGGCAUGCGUACCUUUCUCUGGGCGAAACCAUGCCGGCGCGGCGAUUUCUGGACAUGGCUUUAAACGGACAUAAGACCAUUCAUGGUGAUGAGCACCCGGAGGUUGUGAGAACUCUAACAGUUCUUGGUAUUGCUUACACCAUGCAGGGAAAUUGGCCCGAGGCAAGGAAAAUGAGGAAAGAGGCUGGCAAGCUUCAGGCGAAGCUUGAUGCAAAACCUUCGAUAUAGAAUAAUAAGAAAACAAGGUGAAUUUGCGAGCAAGGGGACAUGGAACAGACUCCGAAAGAAAACUGC